AUGGUAUCUGCAAGUUGGCUGUUGAAUUAUAAAUUGAAAAAAGAGACAUCUGAAUUAACCAAUCGAGUUACCUCAAAAGAUCUAAAGAGCUGGAGCGAUCAUAUUAUUGAUAAAGCUCCAAAAACUCCAGAAUUAAAAAUUAAAUGUUCUUAUUUGAUACUUGUCGGUUCAAAAUCUGAAGAUGAACUUGUUAGUGGGUUGGAUGCUAAUAAUAUUAAG
Messenger RNA from Racocetra persica, 219 nucleotides. The record is from the annotation of a GenBank genome assembly. NCBI's taxonomy places the organism in Eukaryota, Fungi, Glomeromycota, Glomeromycetes, Diversisporales, Gigasporaceae.